Molecule: messenger RNA, 2950 nt
Organism: Phodopus roborovskii (desert hamster)
Lineage: Eukaryota; Metazoa; Chordata; Mammalia; Rodentia; Cricetidae
Gene: Plag1
Product: PLAG1 zinc finger
Exons: 3
Coding region: 630-2129 (499 amino acids)
Molecular function (GO): DNA-binding transcription activator activity, RNA polymerase II-specific
Source: RefSeq, a predicted model, not a curated record
AGUGCUAAGAUCAGGUUUCCAGAGGCUCUUUCCCAGAGGAAGCUGACUUUGUGUCUUCCAUUAUAUUAAGCUUAAUGAAUCAUCACCAAUUUUGUUUUGUCAGUAACUGUAAUAGCCAUUUCUCUUGGUUAGUUUUCUUUUUUAUUAACAAGUGGGGAAUCAUUCAGCAUCAGAAAUUGUCACUGUUUCUAGGUAAUGCUAUUUUUCUUUUUAUUUGUGCAUUUAUUUGGUCAUGUAAAAAAUAUGCUUACAACUAAUCAAAAUGAGCAGUUGCUGGGAAUUAAUGCACGACUCAUCAGCAGAGUGAAUGUAGCAUGCGCUAUGAGAUUGCAGUUUGUUCAUGCUUUAUUUUCUGUCAUUUACACUCUAGUUUCAUUUAUACUAUAAUCCAUUCUGGUUUUACUUCUUCAUAGAUUGGCCAAAAUGGGAAAGGCUGGAUUCUGCUCUCUUCUACGAAGAGUUAAUGGAACUGGCUAAGAUCAAGGUCUGAGGCUUUUUCCAUCCUUAAUCAGUCCCUUUUUGCUUUCUUUUACGACCACAUGAAACUUGAGAAGCCACCUAAAGCUAUAUCACUUAGUGGAGUUGGGCAGUUCCCAGGUGUCCAACAAGAAGGCCUGGUUUAGGCUGCGAUGGCCACUGUCAUUCCUGGUGAUUUGUCAGAAGUAAGAGAUACCCAGAAAGCCCCUUCAGGGAAACGUAAGCGUGGUGAAACCAAACCAAGAAAAAACUUCCCUUGCCAACUGUGUGACAAGGCCUUUAACAGUGUUGAGAAAUUAAAGGUUCACUCCUACUCUCACACAGGAGAGAGGCCCUACGAGUGCACGCAACAAGACUGCACCAAGGCCUUUGUUUCUAAGUACAAAUUACAAAGGCACAUGGCUACUCACUCUCCUGAGAAAACCCACAAGUGUAAUUAUUGUGAGAAAAUGUUUCACCGGAAAGACCAUUUGAAGAAUCACCUGCAUACACACGACCCCAACAAAGAGACCUUUAAAUGCGAAGAGUGUGGCAAGGGUUACAACACCAAGCUUGGCUUCAAGCGACAUCUGGCCUUGCAUGCUGCAACCAGUGGUGACCUCACCUGCAAGGUGUGUCUGCAGACCUUUGAGAGCACAGGUGUGCUCCUGGAGCACCUGAAAUCUCAUGCGGGCAAGUCUUCCGGGGGUGUGAAGGAGAAGAAGCACCAGUGUGAGCACUGUGAGCGCAGGUUCUACACCCGGAAGGACGUCCGGAGACACAUGGUGGUGCACACGGGAAGAAAGGACUUCCUCUGUCAGUACUGUGCACAGAGAUUUGGACGAAAGGAUCACCUCACUCGACAUAUGAAGAAGAGUCACAAUCAAGAGCUUCUGAAGGUCAAAACUGAACCAGUAGAUUUCCUGGACCCAUUUACCUGUAACAUGUCUGUGCCUAUAAAGGACGAACUCCUACCGGUGAUGUCCUUACCUUCCAGUGAACUCUUGUCAAAGCCAUUCACAAACACGUUGCAGUUAAACCUCUACAACACUCCAUUUCAGUCCAUGCAGAGCUCUGGGUCUGCUCACCAAAUGAUCACAACUUUACCUUUGGGAAUGACAUGCCCCAUAGAUAUGGAUGCGGUCCACCCCUCUCACCAUCUUGCUUUCAAAUGCCCAUUCAGUUCUACCUCAUAUGCAAUCUCUAUUCCUGAAAAAGAACAGCCAUUAAAGGGGGAAAUUGAGAGUUAUCUGAUGGAAUUACAAGGUGGUGCCCCCUCUUCCUCCCAGGAUUCUCAAGCAUCAUCGUCUAAGUUAGGGUUAGAGCCUCAGAGUGGGUCCCUAGAUGAUGGUGCGGGUGACCUCUCCCUGUCAAAGAGCUCUAUUUCUAUCAGUGACCCCCUCAACACACCAGCAUUGGAUUUCUCUCAGUUGUUCAAUUUCAUACCAUUAAAUGGUCCUCCUUAUAAUCCCCUUUCCGUGGGGAGCCUUGGGAUGAGCUAUUCCCAAGAUGAAGCACAUUCUUCUGUUUCUCAGCUGCCCACACAAACCCAGGAUCUCCAGGAUCCUGCCAACACUGUGGGUCUCGGUUCUCUGCACUCACUCUCAGCGGCUUUCACCAGCAGCCUGAGCACAAGUACCACCCUACCCCGUUUCCACCAGGCAUUUCAGUAGGCUCUGGGCCACCGGUUUGCUAGGGAGGUGCGUGUGUAGCCCCGCCUUCCAUGACCAUUCUUAUCUUAGUGCCUACUUUAAGACAAUACAAAAACUUAUGCUUUUGUAUAAUACCAGGUUUCAUGGAGCCAGUAAAUAAUAGGAACGCUUUGAAACCAUUCAUUUUUAUUUACAUUUGCUGUUUCUCCUGAUUUACUGCCAGUUGUCAUAGUCUCAGAGAUUUCUUUCAUAUAGGAGCGCCAUUAUUAUCACUAAAUUCUGCAAGUCCUGUGUUCAGAUUACUAUUAGACCUUAAAAUUUUCAUUUUUUGUCUAAUAGCAAUGAACUGUGGACAUUUGGCUCAUUUUUUUUUCAAAUAUGCAGUACAAUGUAAAUCUUAUGAACUGUGUGUGAAUAACUGAAGUGUUUUACAUUUUUUUUACUAGCCACUAAAUGGAUUCAUAAUCAAGUGUUUUAAAUUAAUUAAGAAUCCAGUUUGGGGAGAUUAUAGUGGUUUCUUAAAUAUAUCAUCAUUUCAGAUCAAUAUAUUGAGAAGACUGCUAUUGUCUAACUAAAGCAUUAUGAGCAUAUGAUAAAAAGAGAGAGAGAGCUUCAGUAUCUGUAUCUAGAAGAAACCUAGAGUGGUCACAGGGCGUGCUGUGUUAGCACUGACCCUUAGGUUGUUUGGCCACAUUUCGACCAUCUUUACUUUAUGGUAACAGUGUGUGGUAUCAGUCUUCAGGAUCAGUGUAGAAAUGUUCUGUUUUACAUCCUUUACCUUUUGUACCCAGUGUGGCUUCAGUAUAUCAGCUUCUUAUGUUGCAUGUUGGCCCAUAGCUAGU